Messenger RNA from Eruca vesicaria subsp. sativa (arugula), 1393 nucleotides. The record is from the annotation of a GenBank genome assembly. NCBI's taxonomy places the organism in Eukaryota, Viridiplantae, Streptophyta, Magnoliopsida, Brassicales, Brassicaceae.
AAAAACCAAAAUGACUACUACUCAUUGGUUUAAUAAUAGUCACUGACUCGUCGUUUUCUCGAAGGAACUCAUCAUUCUCAAUCCGAUUUUAUCACCUAUCGAAGAAUCGGAAAUUAUUACAAUCCGAUCUAAACUCGAAAACAAAUUCCAGAUAUGUCGAAGAUUGGGCAGAGAGGGAUUCACUACUUACAGCGACUCAAUUCCGCGUCGUUCACGACCGUGUCAGCUUCUUCGAUCGAGAAAGGGCAGAAUCGGGUUAUCGAUGCUUCGUUAACUCUCAUUCGUGAAAGGGCAAAACUCAAAGGAGAGUUAGUGCGUCUCUUAGGAGGAGCUAAAGCUUCAACAUCUCUUCUUGGUGUCCCACUCGGUCACAACUCUUCUUUCCUUCAAGGUCCUGCCUUUGCUCCUCCAAGAAUCAGAGAAGCUAUUUGGUGUGGUAGCACCAACUCCUCCACUGAAGAAGGGAAGGAGCUAAAUGAUCCACGGGUUCUAACUGAUGUUGGAGAUGUUCCGGUACAAGAGAUCAGAGAUUGUGGAGUUGAUGAUGAUAGACUAAUGAAUGUAAUAAGCGAAUCUGUAAAGCUUGUAAUGGAAGAGGAACCAUUGCGUCCGCUGGUCUUAGGUGGAGACCAUUCCAUAUCUUAUCCAGUUAUUAGAGCGGUUUCUGAGAAGCUUGAAGGACCUGUGGACAUUCUUCAUCUUGAUGCACAUCCUGAUAUAUACGACUGUUUCGAAGGCAACAAGUACUCCCAUGCCUCUUCCUUUGCUCGUAUCAUGGAAGGUGGCUAUGCUCGGCGCCUUUUACAGGUUGGGAUCAGAUCGAUAAACAAGGAAGGACGAGAACAAGGCAAGAGAUUUGGAGUAGAACAGUAUGAGAUGCGAACUUUCUCAAGAGAUCGCGAAGUUUUGGAAAAUUUGAAACUAGGGGAAGGAGUGAAGGGUGUGUACAUCUCCAUUGAUGUUGACUGUCUUGACCCGGCGUUUGCACCUGGAGUGUCACACAUCGAACCAGGAGGUCUCUCGUUCCGAGACGUUCUUAAUAUUUUACAUAAUCUUCAAGGAAACGUGGUCGGGGCUGAUGUUGUCGAGUUCAACCCGCAGCGUGAUACUGUCGACGGCAUGACGGCCAUGGUCGCCGCUAAGCUUGUUAGAGAACUAGCGGCAAAAAUCUCAAAGUGAAUCAGAAUCGUGUCCUGUAGUUUCUAGUUUUGCUAUGUUUCGGUGUUGUUCUGCUAUGUUUCGGUGUUGUUUUGCUAUGUUUGGUGUUUCACUUCCGAGUUUGGACAUCUCCAAGUAAAUCUCGAAGUUUGUAAUACUGGUUUGCGUUCUUGACAAAGAUGCAAUAAUAGACUUGCCAUGUAGACAGAACAGUAAUAAACUUACCAUGAAUAAG